AUGGCUGAACAAGGUUUUCCAAAUAGUCAUGUAACCGUAGUUCAACCGUCAGAACGAAGUUCAAAAUCAACUAUACAUUUAGAUCUGUCUUACCUACAUACUUUAGAUGGAAGAAUUAAAUGUGGAGAAAUUGCCUUGAAUCUCUUGGGAUUUAUUUGUAUUUUAAGUUCUCCAUGGAAAUAUUUCUCUAGAGCUAAUUGGUUUAAUACUGUAGCAAUGGGUGGUUUUUGGUUUUCUAGCAUCAUGUUAGCUCUCUAUCUCUUUCAUGUACAAGAACUCUUCACUAGAAUUCCAUGGGUCAAAGUUGAAUUUGUUUUUUGUGCAAUAUGGACUUUAUUUUAUUUAAUCGCUGCAUCUUUAGCUGCCGAUUAUGGUUCCAAAGAAUCUGGUGAAGCAUUUGCAGCAGCUGCUUUUUUUGGAUUUUGUGCUACAUUAUUAUAUGGGUAUGAUGCUUACCUUAAAUUUUCUCGUUUAAAAGAUGAUAAAAAUUCAGUAAGAACAAUUAACAUGCCUCCAAGUUCGACUAAUCAACCUUCAAAUAAUCCUACUUAUUAA
This is a messenger RNA of Pediculus humanus corporis (human body louse), 555 nucleotides long. RefSeq lists its product as uncharacterized. The record is from RefSeq and is a predicted model, not a curated record. Lineage: Eukaryota; Metazoa; Arthropoda; Insecta; Psocodea; Pediculidae. The transcript has 3 exons. Gene Ontology annotation, cellular component: membrane. Bases 1 to 555 code for a protein of 184 amino acids.